Messenger RNA from Meloidogyne enterolobii, 1050 nucleotides. NCBI's taxonomy places the organism in Eukaryota, Metazoa, Nematoda, Chromadorea, Rhabditida, Meloidogynidae. The record is from the annotation of a GenBank genome assembly.
AUGCCGGGAGCACCCCGUUUUACCCAAAAACCGUCAAUUCAACAGACGGCGUCUGGAGAUUUAUUAAUGGAAUGCCUUUUAGAGGCAGACCCUCCACCCGAUGUUAAAUGGCAACAUGCUGGUACAGCAAUAAAUGCUUCUAGUAGAGUUAAACUAACUUUGAAUAAAGUUAGUGGAAAUCUGUACAAGGCUAAUUUAGUCAUAAAAGAGCCUAGCGCUUCGGACGGUGGCGCCUAUAAAUGUACAGCAAGCAAUCAAUUUGGCGAAUCAAAUGCCAAUAUUAAUUUAAAUUUUGCUGGCGGAGAAGAGCCUGGAUCGGCAGAAAAGACAGCUAGAGGACCUACUUUUGUUGGAAAGCCUAGAAUCAUGCCCAGGGACGGGGGCGCUUUGAUUCUAAUGGAAUGUAAAGUGAAAAGUUUAACAAGGCCCCAGGCGAAGUGGAGCAAGGACGGUGUUCCUCUUCAAAUGGGUGGCUUAUAUCAAAAUGUUUUUGCUGAUUUGGGGGAUGGAACUUUUCUUUGCCAAUUAGAAAUUCGAAGGCCAACAGCUAACGAUGCUGGACAGUAUCGUUGUAAUAUCAAAAAUGACCAAGGAGAAACUAAUGCUAACCUAAAAUUGGAUUUUCAACAAGAAGAAGCCCCUUCAGAUUCUGGUUCUCGUCGCUCAAAAACUCCAUCUCGCCCAGGCACCCCUUCAUCCAAAAAACAUAGAGAAGGAACCCCGGGUGAAAAAAGAGAGCGAAGACAUAAAUCGAAAUCUAGAGAGGGGUCACCUAAAAAACAUAUUCGCUCAAGAACAGCUACACCAACACAAGAAGCUGAAGGAGGGUUAAAACCCCCUGGGGCAGAUACAAGUCGAGAACCUACACCGAAGAAAAGUCGUAAAGCAUUAGAAAGUGCUGAUAAAGACGGUCUUCCACCAGCACCUAAAGAACGAACUAGAAGAAGCCGUAGCCGAAGCAAGACACCUGCUCGCCAAGGACCGGAAGGACAUAAACGUGCACCUGUUGUUGUUGAACCUCUCAAAUCACAGGUGAAAAUAUUAAAAUAA